Messenger RNA from Mollisia scopiformis, 504 nucleotides. RefSeq lists its product as uncharacterized. The transcript has a single exon. Lineage: Eukaryota; Fungi; Ascomycota; Leotiomycetes; Helotiales; Mollisiaceae. Bases 1 to 504 code for a protein of 167 amino acids. The record is from RefSeq and is a predicted model, not a curated record.
AUGGGCGCUCAAGGACAAGUUCGCCCAACACUUCCUGGUCUCAGAAAGUUGCUCCCUCAUGAGAUUGAGCUGUUAAAGUCUUUCUAUCCUACCGUCGAGACCAAGGUCCCUGCCAAGGUACGACCGCAGAGCGAUGAAGACUUCCAGAAGUGGUGCUGGGGCUGGAGUGCCGGACUUAAGUUCAACCGGGAUGUCCACAAUCAGUGGUGCAACUUCGUGACGUUAUUGUCGAGUCCCAUGCAGGUUGCUCUCAGAAAUGAGUCACUCACCGAUCACCAGUCCAAGGAGCAAGAAUACGACAAAGCAUUCGGUCGAUGGAGGGCUUAUCAGCGAAAGGUUGCUAUUGCUAAGAAAGCAGAACGAGAAGCCGCCGCCAGUGAGCAGCGUCAAUCUGAUUUAGCGAAGGAAGUAGGACUCACCACACAGCAUAAUGCUGAGCAAGGCGAAUACAACGAAGACUUCCUUCAAGCCGAAAACGAUGUCGAAGCAGGUGCGGAAGAAUAG